Contarinia nasturtii (swede midge) is the source of this 362-nucleotide messenger RNA. Its product is annotated as deoxynucleoside kinase-like. Gene Ontology annotation, molecular function: deoxynucleoside kinase activity. The record is from RefSeq and is a predicted model, not a curated record. Gene Ontology annotation, cellular component: mitochondrion; cytoplasm. The transcript has a single exon. Lineage: Eukaryota; Metazoa; Arthropoda; Insecta; Diptera; Cecidomyiidae. The annotation marks the transcript as partial.
AUGGAUGCUGUGAAGAGACCUUUUACUGUGCUAAUUGAGGGAAAUAUUGGUGUUGGUAAAAGCACUUUCUUGCAGUAUUUCAAACAAUACGAAACCGUCGAAGUCAUUCCAGAACCUGUUGAUGCAUGGCAAAAUUUGAAUGGUUCGAAUAUGUUGGAUCUUGUUUAUAAAAAUACUGAGAAAUGGGCAUUUCCGUUUCAAUCAUAUACGAUGUUGCUUAUGCUUGAAAACCACUUGAAACCAACCGAAAAGGCAAUUAAAAUAAUGGAAAGAUCACUAUUCAGCGCAAAGCAUUGCUUUAUUGAAGUAUUGACGCAGUGCGAACAAAUUAAAAACGAAGAACGAUCCAUUCUAAACAAAUG